AUGAAUGCUAGUGCCACAGAUGUGUCACAUGGAUCAAAUGUGACUCUCUCCUGCUUGAAAAACAGAAGCAUAUUGGACCCUGCAUUGGAUGCGCACAAUAUAGCAAUUUUACAAAAUGGAUCAGAAGUAAACAGUCGUUAUGGGCACUCAGUCAGUGCUCACGUUUUAAUGGACACUUUUGGGAAGCAGAAUUUUCAAUGUUUUUCUACAGGGCAUGUGUCAAGACAGCUCAUAUGUGGAAUUUACAUCAAUGUUGGAAUUCCUCCAGACCAGCCAAAAAAUUUAUCUUGCAAUCCAUGCGAAAGAAAUGGGACCAUUAAUUGCACUUGGACGAAUGGAAACUAUACAUAUCUUAAUACAGUCUAUGAGUUACAGAUAACAAAAGGAACCACUAAUGAAACACAGAUUUUGAAAAUGCAUUCUACAUGUGUCUCAGUGGAUUUUGGAGCAAAGCCGGAUUUUGAAUCUACUUACACAGUUGUAGUUAUGGCCUCAAACAAGCUAGGGAAUGCUUUCUCCCUACCAUUUCGAUUCAAAUUAUUAGACAUAGUGAAACCUCAUCCCCCAAUGGAUAUCUCUGUGAAGUUUGAUGGCUCUGAUGCAACGAAUUGCACUAUUUUCUGGCAAGAUCAACAAGACAUGCAACUCUUCCGAAUCCAACAAGACACACAACUCUUCAGAAUAAGAUUCAAACCAAUUAACAGUAAUUCCUGGAUAAUGCUUGAAAAUGUAACUGCUAGAAGAUACAAGCUAUAUGGCCUGAAGCCAGACACAGAGUAUGAGUUCCAGGUGUCCUGCAGGUUCUUUCCAAACAAAGGUUUAUGGAGCGACUGGAGCAAGUCAGUUCAAACAGAAGCAGCUGGAUGGAGCACUGGUCUGGCAUCUGGGCACGGAUCCCCGUUGGCAUCGGGGGCUUGGCUGCUGACCGAUGCAUCUCCCGCAGCACAUGUUGUUCCAUCGCCAGCCCUGCCUGGUGACCCUUGCUUCCAGAUCCGUCGGGAGCACCUAAAGCCUAAUGUGUGUUAUCACAUUCAUGUGUUUGCACUUUAUUGGAACAGAGAAGGAAAAGCAGUUCCCACUACAGGAGAUGUAUCAGCAAAAGCUCCACUAACUGGACCUCAUAUUAAUACAACAGUAAGAGAUGGGAGCAUAUUGGUCUUCUGGACAGAAAUUCCAGAAGAUCAGCAACCAGGCUGUAUUGUUAGCUACAAGAUAUAUGUGCAGCAAAAAUCCACCAGUGUGGACUCUGAAGUUUAUGAUAUCCCUAAAGCAGCCCCACAGCCAUUUUCAGUAAAAAAUGUACGGGCUGAUGCUGCAUAUACUUUAUGGAUGACAACUUCCCCCAAGGCCAGAGAGAGUCCUAAAGGGAAUGAAAGACUUGGAUUUACUGAUGAACCUGGCUGGGCUCCUAUUUUAGUCCUUUGCAUUAUAGGUCUUGCCGUCUCUGCCUGCUGCGUUGUGUGCGCUAGGCCACAGUGGUACAAUAAAGCUGUUCCAGAUCCUGCCAAUUCCUCAUGGGCUAAAAAAUUCACAUCUGUGGAGGAUGAGCCAAGUGUAUAUUCCAGCCAGUUCCUAAAUAAUCUAGGCAACUUGGAAGAGCCUGAAACUCUACAAAUAGAAGAAGUCUGGAUAAAAAGACAGUCUCAUGGUUUUGAGGAUGUGCUAUUAUCAGAAAGAACAGAGAUAAUGGAAAGCCACAAGUGGUCACCUGAUAUUUUCCAAGAAGAAAAUCCCACCAUAGACAAGUUAAACCACCACCCUUUGAUUAAUGACACACUAGACCAGCAUCAGUUACUCUUCUUGUACAAGAAAGUUGCAUCUGAAGAAGGAAAUCAUGGCCAAGUGUUUUCUGACUACCUCGUUAACCCACUUGAAGAUACAACAGUAAACUACUUGCCUUCAACCAUUGUGCCCCCCAUCACAAACAUGGCUGAAGACUGCAGUGAAGGGGAGUUUAAUUUGCUUGCUGCUUUCCCAAGAACUUUUCUACCACAGAUAUUUUCUGUUGGUGGAAAACUUACUCUAGAUGCCAUAAAAAUGGAUUGUACUUCCUUCACAGAUUAAGUUACGAAGUAUCCACAGUACCCUAAUUAAACACACACCACAAGUAUAUGUAACCAUCAUUCAUCAUAUUUCUGGUAAAAAUUUGCACAGCACAGUUGGAUAACUUUGUAGUGGGCUGUUUGUAUGAACUUCAGCUGUGCAUAUUAGCUUUAUCUUGCGCCCUUAUCUCAUGCGAGGCUGACGCAGAAGGCAAAUAGCUUCCCAGCCUCCAGGAUGAAUUGAUUUCCUUGGAACUUAAGGAGGCAUUUAAGGUUACUAUCAUCUCACUUGUUUCCUAUGCAGCACAACAAUAAUGCUUGGGACAAAAAUGUGCUAUUGAAAUUAAACAUGAUGAAUAGAGGUACCGAGA
This is a messenger RNA of Eublepharis macularius, 2413 nucleotides long. RefSeq names its product interleukin 12 receptor subunit beta 2 (gene IL12RB2). Gene Ontology annotation, cellular component: external side of plasma membrane; signaling receptor complex. The record is from RefSeq and is a predicted model, not a curated record. Gene Ontology annotation, biological process: cytokine-mediated signaling pathway. Bases 1 to 2064 code for a protein of 687 amino acids. Gene Ontology annotation, molecular function: cytokine binding; cytokine receptor activity. NCBI's taxonomy places the organism in Eukaryota, Metazoa, Chordata, Lepidosauria, Squamata, Eublepharidae. The transcript has 12 exons.